Olea europaea var. sylvestris is the source of this 1296-nucleotide messenger RNA. RefSeq lists its product as uncharacterized. Bases 155 to 982 code for a protein of 275 amino acids. The transcript is spliced from 9 exons. Lineage: Eukaryota; Viridiplantae; Streptophyta; Magnoliopsida; Lamiales; Oleaceae. The record is from RefSeq and is a predicted model, not a curated record.
AUAUACAUGCAUAAUGAUUUUUUCAUGCUAAUUUCACUUAGUGGAGGUUAUCCAGUAUAUGACUUCCUGAAGAUUGUUGAACAUAUCCUUUUCAAAUACCAAUGACUAAAACAAAGCGAACGUUGUAUCGUACAGGCCGAAUUUUCUGUCAAGGAUGACACUUAGUGAUAUAUGGAAACCUGCUUCACCAAAAUAUUGUGGAAAUGAUUUCUGGAAGAUGUUAAGAACUGGUGUUUCCAUUCUUUUCUCACAGUCCAUUCUACAGGAGCCUGCAUUCCAAGAAUUAAUUUUGCUGUACACUGAAGAUACGGGAGCGAGAGAAAAUGAAGAUAAAGCUGAGAUUUCGUCAUUGCAGAUGAAAAUCUAUGAGAAGAUUCCUAUACCAGAUUUGCCGGUUGUUUUUCCUCACAAGAAGCUGUCUUUCAGAAUCCUUGACACGGUACGCCUGGAUGUUGCAACUACUCUGGGACUUCUAGCAUUCAUCAUAAAUUAUAAAUUCGAGGACAUCUUAUCUUCCCCAUCAGCAAUACUUCUAGAUGUGAUUGCUGUCAGUGCACUUGUGAUAUAUUUGACUCGUGUACUUUUGGGCUACAAACAGACCAGGGACAGAUAUCAACUUCUGGUCAACAAGACACUUUAUGAGAAAACAGUAGCCAGUGGCUUUGGUUCCAUUCAUUUUCUUCUUGAUGCUUCUGAACAACAGCAAUACAAGGAAGCCAUUUUGGCUUAUGCAAUACUACUUAAAGCAGAGAGUAGUCAGGUGACUGACACCAGAACUAUUGGAGGCGAAUGCGAGAGAUUUAUUUACCAUGUCUUCCAAGUAAAGGUUGAAAUGCCAGUUGACAAGGCCAUAAAAAACCUGGUGAGACUAGGUCUCGUAAAAGAAAAGAUUGUAGAUGAGCAAAUUGUACUGCAGGCUAUUCCAUGUGACAGGGCUUGCGUUAUUCUCCAGAACCGUUGGAAUAGUAUACUCUGCUACUAGACGCCAUGCUCCUUUGGAUCUUGAGAGGUGUUAGCUAAAUUAUAGCUACUUUAGAAAUGAGUGAUCUUCUAUUAGUUGCACCCAAAUGGAAUUUGAUGAAAGAGAAAUUGGCCCAGAAAAUGUGAUUCAAAAUGGCUGCAUCUCUACCUUGUUUGCUUGAAUUUGAAUUACAGAAUUGAAGGAACUGAUCAGCAAAUAGGAAGUGAACUUGAAUUUGAAUUACAGAAUGCAUUAUCUCAUGAUAGAUGUUUACUGUAUAUUAGUUACUGUUACUCUUAUGUUACACGCACUCGAGUGUAUAACAACUUAAAAUU